UGAAUUGUGAGUGAGUUUGUGACGAAUGAGUUAUUAUAGUUUUGCUAUAGUGUUUUUAUUAUUUUUUCAUUAAACUUUUUGAGUUUUUUUAAAACAAAUAAUGUAUUGUAAAUUAUUAUUUUGAAAAUAAUCGUUUUGUUGUGUUAUCAAGAAUAUAUUUUAUCAAAAAAGUUCAUCACCAUGGCUCAUGGUUUAAAUACAGUUGUGAUUAAGCGUAAUAAUAAUCAACAUCCAAAAACGGAAGGAGGGAGUACGAAAGGUAUUGGAUCACGUCGAAUAUUUGCACCUCAAUUUAAGUUACAAGUUUUGGAUUCAUAUCGUAAUGAUGCUGAUUGUAAAGGGAAUCAACGGGCUACAGCAAGAAAAUAUGGUAUACAUCGUCGUCAAAUACAAAAAUGGUUACAAGUUGAGACAAAUUUACGAAAUAGUGUCCUAAAAAUUAAAAAUUCAUCGGGCUCGACUAAUGCUACAAGUCCACCCACAUCAUCAACGACAUCAAAUGGGAUUAUAUCAUCAACAUCAGUAGCAAGUCAACAAGUUUUAAAAGUGAAUCCUGAUGUAAAUAAUAUGAAAUGUGUGUCCGAUGUGGCCUUGAGCGUUCACAGACUGCAGGACGACACAAGUCCAAUUGUAUAUUCACAACAACAUAUGAAUAACAGUAGCGAGCAUACACGACAUAUACCGCAUAUGCACGAACAACGUGUACCAUAUAUAAACAUUCCACAAGCACGGAGUCCAAUUGUCUAUUCGCAACAACCAACAAGUGUGAAUACUACAACAACAUUAGUGGUGUCCACCGCACCCGUGCCCGUUUGUAUCAGCCCUGAGGUGCAUCGUGUACCGAGUUCAACUGGAUCCCCGCCAUGCCUCUCUCUGGCAGCUACAACACCAUACAAUCAUCAUGUCUUAAUAGACGAAUCACAAACACGAUGUUUACCUGAUACAAAUACGACAGCGUUAGAUUUUUCAACGCAUGCGUUAAGUCACUAUCGUCAAGAAUAUUUGGAUGAAGAAUCAUAUAUGUAUGAACCCCCCCGCUAUCAUCCAAUUGACCUAAGUGUGAAAAAAUGUUGUUCAUGUCCGUCACCUACAUCCCAAUAUUUGUAUCCACCAUAUCCAGCUCCACCAAGUCUACCCACUCCCACAUACUAUACGCAAGUAUCGCCUGGAGCUGAACUACAUCAUUUACGUACGGACUCCGAAUAUGAAAUAUGGGAUUUAUCAAUGAAGAAUAAACCAAGUCUAAAGCGUAAAAUUGAUGAGGUAGUAACGAGUUCGAAUGAUGAUAAAAAUACAGUUCCACCUCCAGCGAAAAAACCUGUUAAAUUAUUUAAACCCUAUUUGGACGAUGAUGAUUAUUGUUCGUCAAGUAGUAGUUCGGAGGGACGUUCGUCGAUUUCAUCAACAAUCAUGAAAAAUGAAAUACCAUAUGAGGCAAUGUUGAAAAAAGAAGGUGAGAUUAUUUACGAUUAUCGUUACGUUAAUAACAACGUUGAGUAUUACCAUAGCUACGAAUAUUUACCCAGAACCAGUGAUAUCGAAUAUUUUAAUAACAAUAACUUAAAUAUCAAGAGUAAUCAUAAUUAUAAUGAUAACAUUAUUGUACAAACUUCAUCUCCACCACCACCCCCCUCCGCUGUACCAGAACAUGUGAACACCACAAAUAACGUUGGUAGCACAAUUAAACAGCGUCAAAGUUAUAGUCUGAAUUUUAAGUUAAGUGCCAUUGAAUGUUAUUACAACGAUGACACAUGUCGUGGUAAUCAACGGGCUGUUGCCAGUAAAUAUAAAAUACAUCGUCGACAAGUACAAAAAUGGUUGAAACAGGAACAAGAAUUACGUGAUCGUUUUCAAUCAGCUAAUGAAAUUCAAGUUAGCUAAACGUUUUUUAUUUUAAGAUCACCAUUUUGUUUUGUUUUUUAAGAUGGCGUCUUUUUAAUUGUCAUACUCUAUGGUUUUUUUAAUAACAUGCCAUCUAUGUAUGCUAUGUGCAACUUUAAAAAAAAUAACAUAUGUACAUAUUUUUUUAAUUCUUAGAAACAUUUUUUUAAUAAAAACG
Molecule: messenger RNA, 2059 nt
Organism: Chrysoperla carnea
Lineage: Eukaryota; Metazoa; Arthropoda; Insecta; Neuroptera; Chrysopidae
Gene: brk
Exons: 1
Coding region: 181-1881 (566 amino acids)
Source: RefSeq, a predicted model, not a curated record